Molecule: messenger RNA, 1802 nt
Organism: Drosophila sulfurigaster albostrigata
Lineage: Eukaryota; Metazoa; Arthropoda; Insecta; Diptera; Drosophilidae
Exons: 1
Coding region: 1-1062 (353 amino acids)
Source: RefSeq, a predicted model, not a curated record
AUGUGCCGUCGAUGUGUGGUCUGCGGCAAGUAUAUCGCUUGCAACUCUGCUGAUCCCUAUCACUAUCCCAAAAACAAACGGGAGGCAUUAAUCUGGCAACGCAGCAUGGGCGCAAACGAGAUAUGCGUCGAAACCAUACAGAAACAAUGCUGCGUCUGCAUUAAGCAUAUACCGCAGUUCGUGGAGCUGGCUCAGAAGCAGGCGGCUCUCAUUACAGCUAAAUGUGAGGCGCAGGCGAUCGCCGCGAAACAGACGAAGAGUCGCCAGUCACUCAAUGUGCUGUUGCUGCCGGGCGCUACAUUAAUGCCCAAUUGUGCGAAUACAUCUACCAUAGAGGAAAAGACUAAUGGUACACAAGAAAAUCAAAAGUCCUCUGACUGCUUGCUGGAUGAGGAUGAGAUCGUUGUCAGUGAAUUCAACGUUUCUGAUCGCGGCACCACUUUUCCCGAUUUAGAUGAAACCGAAGUAACUGUGCUGCGCACUCCAGUCGACAAUGAUGAGCAACUUAAACAGUUGCCGGAUGAGAACGAACAGUGUGGCGACGCCUGCGGUGCAUGUACUGCCAGUGACUGCACAGAUGUGCUGCUAUUGAGUCGUAGUCAUUCUGGUGAAACGCCUUGUCAUUGUAACGAGGUAAGUCCAGAGUCUGCUGGUGCUGAAAUGUCACUGUGUCCACAAAUGCACUUAGAUAUGGAGCACCAACUGCAGACAAUUCCUGCUUGCGAGUGUGAGCGAAAAGUGCGCCACGAACUGGGUGAAAUCAUCAAGGGGCAACAGAAUCGUAUCAACGAGCUGGAAUAUGAACUGUGUCGUCAGAGCGAUUGGCAAUUCACCAUGUACAAGAAAUUGAAUGAGUUGUAUGCUGUGUUUGGACGCUUUGAGGCUCCUGCUGCAUGUCCACAAACAACGCAACCAGUGCAGUGGCAAGAAUCAUCGGCGCUGUCUCAGGCGAGCUCCAGAACAGAAGUGGCAUCAUCGAGAAACGCGCAUUUUCAAACGCAAAAGAAGGAUGCAGGUGCCGAAAACUUUGCACCGUCUUCAGGCGAUAACAUAAAGAUUUGAACCGCGCUGGGGAAACAUUUCAACUAGAGUCCGAAGAAGGUUUAUUCGCUUUUAUAUAGUUUAAUUCCUUAAGCUUAAGCAGCGGACUGAAUGACAUCUGUGUAGAGUUUCACUUUGCUGGCAAUGCUCAUAUCGACAUAUUUGUCGCCAAUGGAAACAAUCAGGCCACCAAUGAUGCUAGGAUCCACACGCGAAGUGAUCUUCAGCGACUGGUUGCCCUUGAGGAAGGACUGCAAUUGUCGAAACAGAACAAAGUUGGAUAUACAGCUUAAUUAUGUGAUGAAUUAAUGAUUACCUUGAGUGCGCCUUCCAGCUGCUUGCUUUGAGCAGCAUCCAAGGGCUUGGCUGUGACCACUUCACAGACAACCUCACCACGAUGGGCAGCCAUGAUGGUCUUGUAAGCAUUGAUAACUGUAUCAAGCUUCUUCAAACGUCCGUUGUCGGCCAAAAGACCCAACAAGUUGGCGGUAGCCGGAGCAAAGCGCAGCUUCUCGGAUGCCUCCUUCAAAGCAGUGGACAUGACUUUCUUGUUGAUGAUGGGGCUGGUCACAUAUUCACGCAACUUCUUGUCAGCGCGAAUGGUGGCCUGCAGUGCCGUCAAAUCCUUCUCCACCUGAUCCAGCUGGCUCAGUUUCGAUGCAGCCGAGUACAAGGCGGUGGCAUAACGUCCCUCCAGGCCAAAGACCUGCACUGGUGGCUUCACCGUCUGCUGGGCAGCAGCGGAGCUCAGUGUGCGGGUC